CGCGUGCCGAGUAUAGACAAAGGGGCUGCUAUUUGAUGUACUUUCGACAAAGAAACUCCUACAGGUGAAAAAAGAACAUGUUUCGUUUAGGACAGGUUUUGUGAUGGAGGCCAGUAUCAAACGGACAGCGCUGGAGGUGAUGGGUGACAUAGGGCCAAGAGAGGAGGAAACUUCGUCUGACACAGAGAAUCGUAAUGAUAAUGAUGUUUUUCGCUGCGGGAAGUGUGAUCUACAGUUCCAGUCCUCGUACCAUCUCCAUCACCAUAUUGCCUACACACACACUGGCAUCACCAUGGAAACAGCUGAACGACUACCCAAUCCAUACCCAGUGGAGCCUCUUGCAUUGAACCUGAAGCAUUCAAACAGGGUUGACUCGCCAAUCCUAAACAAGUCACGUGACACAAGCCCACUGUCUAAGCAUUACCUCAAAUGUUCCCAGAGUGUUGCUCUUGAUCUUUCGAAACCGCCUUCAAACUCCAGUGAAGCAUUAGACUUAUCAACUACAAAACUACAUUGCUUCAGGGAAGGGGAGGUAACUGGGUAUAGGAGAUCACAAGGGGAGAUUACUCCCAGUAAUAAUCCACAUCAAAAUCGUCCCUAUGAUCACACAACUUUCGAAAAAGGAUAUAAGAAUGAUUUGGGUAAAGCAGCAGCUGAUGAAAUGGUUGAGAGAGGACAGUUCUUGGUUGAUAACCCCCCGGACGUUGAGGAUUUAGAGGCAGGAGAUAGGCUUGUUAUUGAUUGUUCCAAUGUUGCGAAUUAUGAGCAAAAUCUCAAAGACAGUCUUGUAGCAGUAACAAGUAGCCAGCCUCAUGGCAAUGAUGCAGGUCAAGUUCACGAUAACAGAGGUAAAACUCACGGCAACAGUCAAGGUCACCACCAUACAAUCCAGGGUCAAGGUCUGCAGUCAGAUAACCAAGGUCAAGUGCCCUCCUCUCAGAGUCGAGAUCUGCUUCAAGGUCAAGGUCCUCCCCAAGGUCAAGGUCUGUCUGCAGGACCUGAAGCUGAGAGAUUCAACAGUUUGUCGUUUCCCUUUAACCUUCAGCAGCAUAUGAUGAUGAUGAAUGGCGGUGGCGCCUCGCCUCCCAUUUCUAACUACGGUAUGAUGACAUCAGACAUGCAGCAGAGCCUGAUGUCUUUCCAGCAGCAGUUGUCUCCCUUCAUGAAGAGCAAACCAGGCCCCUGUGAAAGCUACAAAGGUCAACCGUCGUGCGAGGGUGAAGACGGCAGAUCUCCAGGAAGACAAGAACAAGGCUGUUGUGGAGAUAUAUGAAUGUAAAGUAUGUAACAGAAAAU
Pecten maximus is the source of this 1296-nucleotide messenger RNA. RefSeq lists its product as uncharacterized. The transcript is spliced from 3 exons. Lineage: Eukaryota; Metazoa; Mollusca; Bivalvia; Pectinida; Pectinidae. The record is from RefSeq and is a predicted model, not a curated record. The coding region runs from base 104 to 1273 and encodes 389 amino acids.